AUGUCGCGAUUGAUCGAAUACGAACCCAACACCCGCACCAAGCCCAUGCGCGUCUUGUGCAUGGGUAUGGCCAGGACGGGAACAAACUCAAUGCAGAUUGCCCUCCGGCAACUUGGGCUGAACCCUUACCACGGCUCGGAAUGCUUCAACAACCCCCCUCGAGACUUUAACCUCUGGAUCGAAGCAAUGCAAUGCAACUUCUUCAAUGACGGAACUAAAAAGCGGUACGGCCGAGAAGAAUUCGACCGCCUCAUGGGCUCCUACGACGCCUGUCUCGACAUCCCCGCUUGCAUCUUCUGGGAAGAUCUACACCGCGCGUACCCUGAUGCCAAGGUCAUCGUGACAACCCGCGACGUCGACUCAUGGCUGAAGUCAGUAAACGCGACAGUUUUCAAGUUCAUUCAGAUGCCGAUCUUCAAGGUGUGGCAGUUUAUCGAUUAUAGCAAGAUCGGGCCACUCUUCCGGAUGUCGGAAAUGGUGUGGAAGGUGUUCUGUGGUGGGUGUUAUGAGGAUGAAGUUUGUCGAAAGGCGUAUCUGGAGCAUCAUGAGAAGAUACGAAAGACGAUUCCCAAGGAGCAGCUGCUGGAGUUCCGAAUAGGCAAGGAUGGAUGGAAGGAGCUGUGUGAGUUUCUGGGUGAGCCGGUGCCACAGGAAAAGUGGCCAAAGGCGUAUCCUACCGCAGAGUUCCAGGAGCAUAUUGAUAUGGGUGCAAAAGAGGCAAAGAGGAAGAUUGGACGAUGGAUGGGGAUAGGAGCUAUGGUGGGUGCUGUUGGGUUGUUGGUGCAAUAUUCUCAUGCUUUCCGCGUGGGCAACUGA
Aspergillus wentii DTO 134E9 is the source of this 816-nucleotide messenger RNA. Its product is annotated as sulfotransferase family protein. The transcript has 2 exons. Bases 1 to 816 code for a protein of 271 amino acids. NCBI's taxonomy places the organism in Eukaryota, Fungi, Ascomycota, Eurotiomycetes, Eurotiales, Aspergillaceae. The record is from RefSeq and is a predicted model, not a curated record.